Messenger RNA from Kwoniella mangroviensis CBS 8507, 1143 nucleotides. RefSeq lists its product as uncharacterized. Gene Ontology annotation, biological process: zinc ion transmembrane transport. Gene Ontology annotation, cellular component: plasma membrane. The transcript has 7 exons. NCBI's taxonomy places the organism in Eukaryota, Fungi, Basidiomycota, Tremellomycetes, Tremellales, Cryptococcaceae. Gene Ontology annotation, molecular function: zinc ion transmembrane transporter activity. The coding region runs from base 1 to 1143 and encodes 380 amino acids. The record is from RefSeq and is a predicted model, not a curated record.
AUGUCAGACACAGAUUCUGGAGCAGUACCCGAUGUGGACUCGGAAGACCCAUGUGCCAUCUCCAAUGAUGAUUCCAGACAAGGAUUGAGGAUCGGUGCUAUAUUCAUCAUCCUGGUUACUUCCUUGUUGGGUACAUUGACCCCAAUCGUAUUCAGACAAUCUGAACGUAUACCUACACCCGUUUUUGAUUUCGCAAAGUAUUUCGGUUCAGGUGUAAUCAUAGCUACUGCUUUCAUACAUCUUCUGGCACCUGCUUGGGACGAAUUGACUUCUGAAUGUCUCUCUGGAGCCUGGACUGACUAUGACUGGGCACCAGCCAUUGCCAUGGCAGCUGUGUACGGUAUCUUCUUCGCUGAAGUAGCCGCGUACAGGAUCGGUACCAAGAGAUUGGAGAAGCUCGGUGUUCACUACAGUUCUCACGCCCAAGAUAAUACCGAUGCUCAUUCUCAUAACCACGCCCGUGACCCUCCUCUUUCCGUGGAUACCUCGGCCGCUGCUCCUCCUCACCAUAUUCACCCUUCCGCAUCUAACAUCCGAGCCAAUGAAGACAUAGACCCUCAAUUGCAAUCCGCUUCCGAGAAACAAUACCGAAAGGCCGACCUCGAGUCUAGCUCAGACAUCGAUACAGUCAAUCAAUUGCCAAGCUCUGCUGAAGCUGCUGCUCAAUUGGUCGCUGUUGCCGUACUCGAAUUCGGUGUGGUAUUGCACAGUGUUAUUAUCGGUCUCACUCUUGGUGUCACUGAUGAUUUCACUACCUUGUUCAUCGUUAUCAUCUUCCAUCAAAUGUUCGAAGGUUUAGGUUUGGGCUCUCGACUCGCUUCGCUCAAUCUACCUAAGAACCUAGGUUACACCCGAUGGGUCGCUGCUGCACUUUACUCGAUCUGUACACCCAUCGGUAUAGCUAUCGGUAUCGGUGCUCGAAACAGUUACAAUGGUAAUGGUGCUACUGCCAAUAUCGUUUCGGGUGUCUUGGAUGCUACUUCAGCUGGUAUUCUCCUGUACACUGGUUUGGUCGAACUGAUGGCUCAUGAGAUUUUACUCAACCCAAGAAUGAUGAAGUCCAGAGAUCUCAAAUUGGCUUACAUCUUCGUCUGUAUGCUUCUGGGUUCAGGUCUUAUGGCUUUACUUGGUAGAUGGGCGUGA